AUGGGGGCAGAACAAUCGAAUACCAAGAGCAGUUUGCUGAGAAAUUUUCAAUACCUUGUAGUGCAAGAUAAACAAAAGGGAACUGGAAACCGCACGCAAUAUAAAUUAAUGUAUUUUGAUUAUUUAAAAUUUUUAAAAUAUGAAAUAGAUAAUGAAGCAUGGAAAUGGGAUAUAUAUAAAAAACAUGUCAAUGGAGGUUCAACAACUGAUAACGCCGCAUUAUUUUGUGGAUGGAAAGAUAUACAAAAAGAAAUAUUUGAUAAACUGAAUGAACAACUUGAACAACUUCAACGAGCAAAAUCUCCAACUCAAAAGAUAUAUAAGUGGGAAGAGGAUGCAUUACCUCUUAUAAAUAUAGGAGAAAAAAAAUUAAAUAUCAAACCAAAUUGUAGUAUCACGAUUGAUGUUAACAAUAUAGACGAAUUGAAAAAACCUGAGUUUCCAGCUGUAUCUGGAGGAACAUCAAUUACUAAUUGUGGAGAUUUAAAAACUGCACCAAAUUUACAUAUACCUCUACGCAGAAGAGCACUAUUAGUAGAAGGAAUAGAUGAAUAUAUUGGAGAAAUUAAUAAAAAAAUUAUGAGCGAAGAAACAUUAAGACAAGCGAUAGAGAGUAAUGUAGACAACCAAACUCAUAUAGAAAAAACUGCAGUUGAUUUGAAAAAGGAAAUGAUUGAUGGGUUAGGUACUGGAUUAAGCAAACUUAUAAGAGAAAAAUAUGAAGAUGCCGAACAUGAUGCAUUUUGUAAGGAAUGGCAACUUACGAUGGAAGAUUAUCAUACAUUAUUCUUAGGAAAAGAUAUAGUUGAUGAAAAAGAAACGACAAAAAUUCAAUGUACAAUAAAAUUAAUUGAACAAAAGGUGGGAAAAAAAGCCAAUUUUCAAAAAAAAUGGAGCUCUUAUUUUAAAGCACUAGUAAGAGAUUUGCAAACAGAACAUUUGAAAGACCCUAAAACAUCAAGACCUUGUGAUAUAACCUAUGAGAAUAAAACUCAAUGUAUUCGUUUUUUUAAAGAAUGGGCAGAAGAAUUUUGUAAAUUAAAAAAAGAUCUAGGAGAGAUGAUAGUAGAAAAUUGUAAGGAUAACAAUAAUGCGAAUUCAUCAAAAUGUAAAAAUGUAUGUAAUAUUUACAAACGUUUUUUAACUGAAACCAAACCAUAUUAUGAUAAUUAUAAACAUACAUGUGAUAAACCACCCUUCGGAAAUAAUGAUGAUGUGAAAGAUUUACAACAAAAUUUCAUAGAUGCAGUUAGUAAAAGUAUGAAUGAAUGCUGUAAAGAAAACGGUAAUUGCACUGAUCAAGAAUUAUUUCAAGUUACUAACGAUAAAGGAAAUAUUAUUUAUAAUUGCAUGUGCCCAGAAGGAACACAUACAAGCAAGAAAGAUAAACCAUCAGAUUGUCAAAAAGUCAUAAAUGCUCAUGGUACUUUGACAGGAACACAAGUGGCAGCACAACAACCUGUCGGUAUGUCACAUAGUGUUUCUUCUAGUGCCGCGUGUGGAAUACAUAGUGGUAAACAACCAAGUGCGAAAGUGGAGACUAUAGCAAAACAGUUACAGGCAAUGGCAAAGACACAAUCGACUUCUAAGGUUGGUAAUGUUGAUACGGAAAGUAAAAGUGUUUUGAUAGGAAAACCAGAGAAAGGAACAUAUAAGGAUAACAAGAACGGAAAUGACCUGGCUAACGGAGGUCUUUGCAACCUUGACAAAAAAACACAUACCAAUGAUAAACGUCAAUAUCAAGCUGGUGCUGAUGGUAGUACGACCCAUGAUGGUCCAUGUACCGGAAAAGGUGGAGGUACAGGUGCAGAUACGAGAUUUGAAGUAGGAGUUCGAUGGGAAACGAAGGACUCCGAAGUAAAUACAAACCAUCAAGGACUUUUAUUACCUCUUAGACGUCGUCAUAUAUGUACAUCGAAUUUGGAGAAUUUAGAAGUGGAAAAGGGUGCACUUAGUGAGGUUGCCAAGGUUAAUAAUUCUUUUUUGGGAGAUGUAUUAUUAUCCGCAAAAUAUGAAGCAGAAAAAAUAAUAGAACAGUAUAAACAAAAGAACAACCUGAAUGGUUCAAAUGGUCAAGAUCUUCUAAAAGACCCAAAAAACCAAAAUCACAGGGAAUCUAUAUGUCGUGCUAUGAGAUAUAGUUUUGCAGAUUUUGGAGAUAUUAUCAGGGGUAGAGACUUAUGGAGCAGAAAUACGGAUAUGGAAAAAAUAGAAACUAAUUUGAAAGCCAUUUUUCAAAAGAUUAAUGAAAACACGUCUGAGAUAAAAGAAAAAUAUGAUAAUGAAAACGGACAAUAUAGCACAUUACGUUCAGAUUGGUGGGAAGCUAAUAGAGAUAAAGUUUGGGAAGCUAUGCAGUGUGAACUGAAAAAAUUGAAUAUAACAACUGGAGAAUGUAAAUACAAUCCUCCUAGUAGUAGUCGUCGCGGUCCUCUUCGUGGUCCCACUAGUACCCCACUUGACGACUACAUCCCCCAAAAACUUCGUUGGUUAGCCGAAUGGGCCGAGUGGUACUGUAAAACACAAAAGAAACACUAUAUGGAGUUACAGUCACAGUGCGGGGUGUGUAUAAAUGGAAAUGGUAAAUCAUGUGAUAGCACUAAAUGUGCAGAAUGUAGAUCUAAAUGUGAUGCAUAUAAAGCGGAAAUAGCAAAAUGGGAAAAGGAUUGGGAAAAACAAAAAAAUCAAUACAAAACAUUAUAUACAAAUGCACAAACUAGUAGUAGUACUCCUAGUAAUGAUGAAAAUCAGAAAUAUCUUAAUGAAUUUUUACAAAAAUUACAGAAAGAAAAUACUGGAAAUAAUAUAUAUGAUAGUGCUGAAGGAUAUAUACAGCAAGAACUAAAAACUAGUAACGUUUGUGAAAAACAAAAAGAUUUUUGUAAUAGUGGUAGUAACCAAUACACGUUUAGUCCUCAACCUAGUGACUACAAAAUUGCGUGCGAGUGCGAUAGUUCGACACCAUGUCAAAUACUGGACACGAUACUUAAGGGUAAAACUGCAACAGACGCUGUAGUAGGGUGCAAAGCAAAAACAGGAGAAUAUAAAUGGGGAUGUGAGGAUAGUAAAUUUGAAUCAGGACAUAAAGAUGCAUGUAUGCCUCCAAGACGUCAAAAAUUAUGCAUAAAUAAUUUAAAAGAUUUGAAUGGUAAUGAUAAAACACCAAAUGAAUUGAAAAAAGCAUUGAUUCAAUGUGCUGCUGCUGAAACGUUUUUUGCUUGGAAUAAAUAUAAAACAGAUCACAUUGGUGUAGAGGAUGAAUUAAAAAAUCAAGGGAAAAUCCCUGAAGAAUUUAAAAGACAAAUGAUGUAUACGUUAGGAGAUUUUAGGGAUUUAGUUUUCGAUACAGAUAUAUCAAAACAAGAUGAAAACACUAAUGAGCACGUGACAAAGGCAAGAAAGAAUAUAAAAAAUAUUUUUGAAAAAAAUGGCACACCUCCCGGAAAAAAAAUUGAACCAAAAGUAUGGUGGAAUGAUAACGCCCCACAUAUAUGGGAAGGGAUGUUAUGUGGGUUAUCACACACAAGUGGUAUAAAUGACACGGAACGAGCAGGUGUUAAAACAAAACUCGAAAACACAUAUGGCUACGAUAAAGUGACAUUUAGUGGUACAACCACUCCAUCUAGUGGUAACAACGGCCUCGCGGCAUUCGCCUCUCGGCCUCAGUUCCUCCGGUGGCUGACCGAAUGGGGGGAACACUUUUGUAAAAAACACAAAAAGGAGUAUGACCAGUUGAAGGAGAAGUGUGACAGGUGUAAUGCCAGUAAUCCUACUACUCCAAAAACUAAUUCAACAUGUGAUAAAAAAAGUACAGAAUGUACCGACUGCCAAACACAAUGUCAAGAAUAUCAAAAAUUUAUUACACAAUGGAAACCUAAUUAUGAAAAACAAAAAAAAAAAUAUACUCAGGAUAAAAAUAAAGCUGAUUAUAAAACUGAUUCCGAAGUACAAAAGUCACAAGAAGCUCAUGACUACAUAAACAAACAAAUAAAAAAAAUUUGUACAAAUAGUGGUAAAAAUAUUAUUGAUUGUUCAUGUAUGGAACAAAAGUCGUCACAAAAUACGUCUGGUGGUAAUAAUAUGCCCAAAUCCUUGGAAGAUCCACCUAGUGAGUAUAAAAACCAGUGUGAAUGCGAACAAAAACCACCUGAACUCCCCAAAUGUACUCAUAAUAAAAUUCUUGAUGCGGCAAACAACCUAGUGUUUCAAUCACAGAGAGACGUACAUAAACAUGGUGAUGUUUUGAGAGGUGAUUUAUCACAAGCGAAAUUUAAACAUAAAAAUAAUCCAACACCACUUGACAGACACGGAUAUUGUAACUUUGAAUUACAAAAACAUGGAAAUGAUGUUCGAAGCUAUACUCCUAAACUUGAUCCUGGUCAAGAUGAACAUAAUGGACCUUGUACAGGAAAAGGAAAAAAUCAAGGUGAUCAAAGAUUUAUUAUAGGUCAAGAAUGGAAACCAGGUGAAAAUAAGGAUAUGCGUGAUGGACAUAAAGAUGUAUUACUCCCACCUAGACGUAAGCAUAUGUGCACAUCAAACCUGGAAAAUUUAGGAAAAAGUGGUGAUAUCUCCGAAUUUGUAAAAACCGCGGGCAAUAACGUCAACGAUACGUUUUUGGGCGACGUGUUGCUUGCCGCCAAAUUUGAAGGCGACGAUAUUGUCGAAAAACAUCUAAGUAAAAGUGACAAAUCCGGCAUUUGUAAUGCUAUGAAGUACAGUUUUGCAGAUCUAGGGGAUAUUAUACGUGGGAAAGACUUAUGGAGUGGGAAUAAGGAUAUGGUGAAUUUACAGAAAUAUUUAACAGCAAUAUUUAAAAAAAUUCACGAAAAUCUUCCUGCAGGCACGAAGGAGAAAUAUAAUAGUGGUCCCACUGAAACCCCCCCAUACAAAACCUUGAGGGAACAUUGGUGGUCGGCCAACCGCGACCAAGUAUGGAAAGCACUGACAUGUUCGGCGCCAGAUACGGCCGAUUUGUACACACGUAAUUCCAGUGGCGAAUUUAGUUUCCACCGUGUGAAGUGCGGCCGCGAUAGUUAUACUCCUCCGGACGACUACAUACCACAACGACUAAGAUGGAUGACCGAAUGGUCCGAAAGUUACUGCAAACAGUUGGAACGGAAUUUUUGGUGGGUCAAAGCAUUUUGUCACGCGUGCAAAAAGAAUAUAGCCAAAGGGAAACCGAACGACACAAUAUGUGAUCGUUGUGUAAAAAAUUGUCAAGUUUAUACUGAACACGUUAAUAAAUGGAAAGGUGAUUGGAAAAAACAAGAACAGCAAUAUAGAGAUUUAUACAAUGGUACUGGUACUACUGCUAAUGAUGAGAUUAAAAAAGAACAUAAAAAUUUUCUAGAAAAAGUAAAAAAAAAACCAGAUAGUAUUGAUUGUACUGGUGCCAAAACCGACAAUAACGAGUACAAAUCCCUAUCUGAUUAUGUUACUUCUAUGGGAGGAAGUACUUAUUGUAAUGACACGACACAAAAAAAAUUUGUGAACACAAGUAGUCAGGAUACCGAGAGUGUAUUUCGUCAGAAUCCAAAUAAAUAUGACACAGAGUGUGUGGAGGAAAACAAACCAAAGCCACCUAAGACGACACCAGGAGUCCCAGGAUUUCUCCCACCUAAAUCCAAUACAGAUCCCGAUGAAAUAUGUAAAACGGUGAAACAAUGUAUUCAGGAUAAUGAAGCAAAAGAAGAAGGACAAAAGGAUUGCAAUCCAAAAAUAAAAGGUGCAAGUGACACAUCAUAUCCUAAGUGGGAAUGUACUGACCCAGAAAAACAAAAACUAAUAAAUAGUGGUGACCAAGGAGCAUGUAUGCCCCCGAGAAGACAAAAAUUAUGUUUAUACUACUUAGCACAUAGUAUUAAUAGUAGUAGUGAUAAAGAGAAAUUGAAAGAUGCUUUUAUAAAAUCUGCAGCUCUAGAAACAUAUUUUGCUUGGGAUAAAUACAAAAAGGAUAAAAAAAAUGAAGAUCCUUCAGCAGAAACAAAACUAGAUGAACAAUUAAAAAAUGGUAUUAUCCCUGAAGAAUUUUUACGUUCUAUUUUCUUUACAUAUGGAGAUUUCAAAGAUUUAUGUUUAGAUAAAGAUAUAGGUAAAAAAAAUCCAAAUGGUGAUGUGGAGAAGGCAACAAAUAAUAUAACUGCAGUUUUGAAAAAAAUUAAUAGAGACACAAUUGAUGAACAAAAACGUAAAGAAUGGUGGGAUAAUAAUGGUUUAGAUAUUUGGCAAGGAAUGUUAUGUAGUCUAUCACAUGCUAUCAAGGACCAGAGCGCACAAAGUGAAAUUCAACAAAAACUUAACGAUAAUUACAAGUACGAUCCUAACGAUUUAGAUAAGGGAAUUGCUAAAUAUGUCCUCUACAGUCAUACAACUCCUCAAUUUUUACGUUGGUAUACUGAAUGGUCUGAAGAAUUUUGCGAUAAACAAAAAAAAGAGUUCGCACAAUUAUACAGUAAGUGCUAUAAAUGUGAAGUUAAUAGUAGUGGUAACAAAAUAACAUGUAAGAAAAGUGGUACAGAAUGCAGCCAGUGUCAAACACAAUGUCCAAAAUAUACAAAAUUUAUUGAAAAAUGGAAACGUGAUUGGGAUAAACAAAACCAACAUUAUACUGAUGUUAAAGAUAAAGACCCAUAUGAUUCUGCUCCUUUUGUAGAUACGAAUACCCACGCAUAUACAUAUUUAAAUGAAUCGUUAGAACUUCUUGGUUUGCACGAUAAUUGUAUGAAAAAUACGUCUACGUCUACUGCCACGAGUGGUAGUGGUGGUCCCACUGGCGGUGACAUGCCGCAAGCGUUAGAUGAAUAUCCAAGUGAUGAAUAUAAAAAUAAGUGUGAUUGUCAGGAGGACACUAGUUCUAGUGUCCAACCAGAUAGUGGUGGUACAUCACAAGGUGGUGGUGGAUCACAUGGUGGUCAACCACAAGGUCCUAUGCCGGAUCCCAAGCCUGGUGGGACACAAGACAAUAUAUGUGACAAAGUGAAGGGAUAUAUUACAGAUAAUGAUAGCAAAAAAAUAGGUACUGGAGGGUGCAAAGAUAAAGAUGAUGCAGACUGGAAUUGUGAUAAAGAUAAGUUUGAAAACCAACAAGAAGGACCUUGUAUGUCUGGUAGAAGACAAAAAAUGUGCUUACAUUAUUUACAAUACAUGACUGGAACGUCACAAGAUGAAUUGAAAGACGCUGUUAUGAAAUGUGUUUCACUUGAGACACAUUUGUUAUGGCAAAAAUAUAUAGAAGAUAAAAAAAAAGAUAAUCCAUCAGAAGCAACCAAACUAGAAGAGCAAUUGAAAAAAGGAAAUAUUCCUCCUGAAUUUAAACGUCGAAUGUUCUAUACAUAUAGUGAUUAUAGAGAUAUAUUUUUAGGAAAAGAUAUAGGUAACAAAAUUGGUGCUGUGGGUGCGGCAAGAACAAAAAUAGAUAAUAUUCUUAAACCAAAAAUCCCAAAAUCUGGUAUCACCCCCCAACAACCUGAAAAUUGGUGGAGUUCCAUUGAACAAGAAGUCUGGAAUGCAAUGUUAUGUUCACUAUCAUACGAUGGUACUAAGGUGGACGCGGGUACACAAAAAAAACUAGCACAACAAAACAAAUACAGUGACGUCACAUUUGAUGGUAAAACCAAACUCGAUAAAUUUGUUGAGAGACCCCAAUUUUUACGAUGGCUCACCGAAUGGUACGACGAUUAUUGUAAACAGAAACAAAAACGAUAUGACGAGGUGAAAGACACGUGUAAAAAAGUUGGUGACACUAAUUUUCAAUGUGAAAAUAAGGAUUGUAAACAAAAAUGUAAAGCAUACACAGACUUUAUGGAGGAGAGAAAAGGACAUUGGGAAAAACAAAAAGAUUACUAUGAACAACAAGAACAAAAAAAAACAAGUGGAUAUAGUGAAAGUGAUGCUACCAAAUACUUACAGAAAAAUUUUACUGUUAAAUGUGGUGACAAUUCAAGUGGUACUCCACCAUCUAGUGGUGCCAGUACAGUGGAGAAAAACAUCAACGCGUUGACACAACCACCACCACAAAUUUAUGACGUUGAUGAGUAUUGUGGGUGCAAGAAAUUUAUAGGAGACGACAAGAAUUAUGACACGAUUUCGAAACAAGAUAAUUGUAAAGGAUUGAUGAAAGAUAUCAAUGGAGGAACAGGGAUUAAAUGGCAAAACACUGAUGAUACAGAAUAUAGUGGUUUUAAGGAUAAAGGAGUGUCUAACCAAGUAUAUAUCCCUCCAAGGAGACAAAGAAUAUGCUUUCAAGAUAUUGACGGCACAUAUGGUAAAGUUAAAGAUCAAAAUUCAUUACGAGAACAAUUAAUGAAAGUUGCUGCAACAGAGGGACAUAAUUUAGGAGAAUAUUAUAAAAAAAAGAAAGAAAACGAAACCGGAACUCCUGAUGAACAAAAGAAAUAUGCUUAUGAUGUUGAAGCAUGUAAUGCUAUGAAAUAUAGUUUUCUGGAUUUAAGAGAUAUAAUAUUAGGAACUGAUAAUUUAGAAAUUGAAAGUAAUGGGACCGAAACAAAUUUGCAAAAAAUAUUUAAAAGUGGAAAGCAAAGUGGUAGUCAAGCUGAAAAACCUGGUAGUCAAGAGCGUAAAAAAUUUUGGGAAGAAAACAAAGAUUGCGUUUGGAACGCAAUGAAAUGUGGAUAUAAAAAAAGUGGCGACACCAAAGACGUAGACAAGUGUGAUAUGCCUGAUGACGCCACUUAUCCUGUGGCAGACAACCGAACCCACGGUACGUCAUACCAAUUUUUACGUUGGUUUGCCGAAUGGGGGGAAGACUACUGUAAAAAACACCACGUGGAAAAGGAGAAAUUGGAAAAGGCGUGUAGUAACUGUAAGGGUAAUGGACAAUGUAAGGAUUGUUCCACGUGUCAAACACAAUGUGGUAAAUAUCAAGCAUUUAUUGGAAUAUGGAAACCUCAAUACGAUAAACAAAAAGAGAAAUUCAAAACAGAUCAAUCAUCAUAUGAAAAGGAUACCGAUGCAAAAACUGCAAAAGAUGCAAGAGAUUUUUUGGACAGAAAAUUAACAAAAAUGUGUUCAAAUAGUGGUCAAACUAGUGGUACAAAUAGUGGUUGUAAUUGUAUGAACGAACCCUCGUCACAACAACCAACUAGUGGUACACAUAUCCCCAAAUCCCUAGACCAAAUACCUGAUAGUGUUAAAGAUAAGUGUGGGUGUGCGACAUCACAAGUGGUACCACCCGUGCCAAAUCCAGCACAUCCAUCACAAGACCCAGCCAGUGGUCAACACUCCAACACACCAUCACCAUCCUCACCCAAACCUGGCGAUCCUAAAACUGAUCCAAAUGGUGGAAGUGGUGGUCCAAAUGGUGGAAGUGGUGGUCCAAAUGGUGGUACCCAACCAAGUGGUGGUGGUGAACCGGACCCUGGUAAUCAACCUGUUACACCUGUUGAUCCAUCUAGUGGUCCAAAUGUUCAACCUAGUGGUGGGAACACUGGUCAAGGUGGUGGUACACCUGGUACAAAUACUGGUAACCAAAACCCUGGUGAACCGGAUCCUGGUCAAUCUAGUGGUAAACCUAAUGAUCCUGGUGUUCAUCCUCCUGGUGGCAACCCCAAAACUCCUACAGAUCCAUUUAAAGAAUUGGAUGAAUGUCCAUUAAAUGACAAUAAUGCAUGUACCAAAAUUGGUAAUGCUGGGUGCCCAAAAAAAAAACAAAAUUAUGAUCUUGAUAAAUGGGAAACGCAACAUUCGACUCAUUCAAAUUUUAAAAAUAAAACAGUACUAGUUCCUCCUAGAAGAAAAAAUAUAUGUUUUUCAAACAUAAAUCUCACAAGACGACGACGUCGUAUAAAUAAUGAACACAAGUUCACAAAAUAUUUGCUUGAUGCUGCUGCAAUGGAAGCAAAAUUGUUGAGAGAACAGUAUAAAACCAAUAAGGAAAAAACUAUACAAGCAAUGAAAUAUAGUUUUGCAGAUUAUGGAAAUAUUAUUAAAGGUGAUGAUUUGCUAGAAGAUCUUCGUACAAAAAAUGUUAAAGAAAUAUUCGAAAAAAUAUGCAAAAAGAACAAUCAGUGUGAAAACAGUAAUACAAAGGAUGAAGAAAUAAAAAAAAAACGUCAAACUUUGUGGGAUAAUAAUAAAAAAAAAGUCUGGAAUGCUAUGUUAUGUGGAUACAAAAAAGCUGGAGGACAAAUCGAACAAAAAGAUUGUGAAUUACCUGAUGAUAACACUGAUCAGUUUUUACGAUGGUUAGAAGAAUGGGCAAGGAUUUUUUGUGAUGAAAAAAAAAAAGAAGCAGAAGAAGUAGUUAAAAAAUGUUUAUCAAAAAUUAAAGGAACUGAGAAAUCUCUUGAACAUAUUAUCGAUUCUGAUUGCAAAAAGAUAUUUCGGCAUUAUAAAAGUUGGUAUAUUGAUAAAAAUGCACAAUGGAAAGAUUUAAAAGAUCAAUAUACACAAUAUAAGCAACAUUAUCCAAAUGGUACUGCUAAAUCAUCCGGAAACACACAACAACUACAAGAUGGUGCUGAAAAAUAUAUAACAAGCAAAUGUCCUAAAUGUGAUUGUAAUUAUAAUGAUUUGGAAAAAAUAUCUAAAUAUGAAAAUGACGCUAAAGAGUUAUAUAAACAAUUGAUAAAACAAGCUAAAUAUGAUACAGAUACUACUGAAUCGUUCCUGAAAAAUAUUUUAACUAUUGGAGGAUAUGGUCCAAAAAUAGUAACUAAAGCUAUUGAGGCUGCUGACGUUAUAAUUCCUCAGGCUGCAAAAACUGGAGUAGGUCUUGCAAAAGAUGUUGGAAUACCUGUUGCAACAUCUCUGGCAACAACUGUUGCUACAAAUGUUUUAAGUGGAUUAGGAAGUGUCAUUAAUUGGUUCAGUGGCCCCACACAAUCACAGAAUAAACCGUCACACCCAGCAAACCCAGCAGAGCCUGAUUCAGGAACUAGUGGUGGAAACCCCCCCCCAACAACACCACAAACAACCCCCGCCGGUGAUAUCCUCACAUCUACCCUUCCUCCUGUGGGGAUAACUUUUGUUUUAGGAGCGAUAGGUUUUUUGUGGUUUUUUAUGAAGAAAAAACCCCAACUUGGACCUACGAAACUUUUUCGUGUACUUGAUAUCCCACAAAAUGAUUAUAGUAUACCUACAGAAAAAGCAUCCAACCGCUAUAUCCCAUAUGGUAAAUAUAAAGGCAAAACAUACAUAUAUGUCGAAGGAGAAGAGACGGACGAUUAUCUUCGUGAUAUAUCUUCUUCUGACCUAACAUCAUCUUCUGAAAGUGAGUUUGAAGAACUAGAUAUCAAUGAUAUAUAUGGGUAUAAAUCACCUAAAUAUAAAACUUUAAUUGAAGUGGUACUAAAGCCAAGUAGCAAAACAACAUAUGAUGAUACAUAUAAAGAUAAUAUAGUGGAUACUAGCGAUACACCCAUCAAUAAACUUACAGAUAAUGAGUGGAAUGAAGUGAAACAUGAUUUUAUCUCGCAAUAUUUAAAUAAUAUAGGAAAUGAUGUACCAUUAAAUAAUGAAUUACAAUCAUAUAAUAAUCCUAAGGAUACCCAACCUGAUAUUUUAGAUGUUAGUAGUGAGGAAAAACCUUUUAUUACAUCCAUUCAAGAUAGAAAAUUAUAUAGUAAUAGUGAUAUAACUUAUAAUAUUGAUUGGAAUAUUCCGGAAAAUAUCAGAACGAAUAACGUGGAUAGUCCAAAAUAUGUGUCACCAAAUCUAUAUAGUGGUAUAGAUCUAAUUAAUGAUUCGUUAAAUAAUGAUAAACAUAUUGAUAUAUAUGAUGAGUUGUUAAAACGAAAAGAAAAUGAAUUAUUUGGAACAAAAUAUACGAAAAAAACAAAUUCCAAUAUUUUUGCAAAACAAAUAUAUGAUGAUCCUAUACUAAAUCAAAUAGAAUUGUUUGAUAAAUGGCUAGAUAGACAUAGAGAUAUGUUGAACAAAUGGAAUAAUAAAGAGGAAAUGUUAAGUAAAUUGAAUGAUGAAUGGAAUAAAGAAAAUAAGGAACAUCUAUUGUAUACAUCAACUCAUGAUGAUAUUCAGAGAAUUAAUGAUGAAACACAUGGUAUGAUUAAUACAAACAAUUUAUAUGAUGAUUCAAAUAUAUAA
Molecule: messenger RNA, 12066 nt
Organism: Plasmodium adleri (nom. inval.)
Lineage: Eukaryota; Apicomplexa; Aconoidasida; Haemosporida; Plasmodiidae
Product: erythrocyte membrane protein 1, PfEMP1, putative
Exons: 2
Coding region: 1-12066 (4021 amino acids)
Cellular component (GO): membrane
Molecular function (GO): host cell surface receptor binding
Source: RefSeq, a predicted model, not a curated record